Molecule: messenger RNA, 1989 nt
Organism: Glarea lozoyensis ATCC 20868
Lineage: Eukaryota; Fungi; Ascomycota; Leotiomycetes; Helotiales; Helotiaceae
Product: Creatinase/aminopeptidase
Exons: 4
Coding region: 1-1989 (662 amino acids)
Molecular function (GO): metalloaminopeptidase activity
Source: RefSeq, a predicted model, not a curated record
AUGCAAUCUUCUCGAUCGCUAGGAAAAGUUUUCGCGAGGACUCAAAUCACAGGAUUGAACCAACCCUGGUUGCAGAAACUCCAGCUCGCCGUCCGAUACAACUCAACCGCUACCAGUGCAGACCAAGCAGCAGCGAUGGAGCAAAUCAAUACUACUGAGCGCUUAACCAGGCUGCGAGAGCUCAUGAAACAACAGAAGCUGGACGUCUACAUUGUUCCAAGCGAAGACAGCCAUGCCUCCGAGUAUAUCGCGCCGUGUGACGGAAGAAGAGAGUUCAUAUCAGGUUUCUCUGGAUCUGCAGGUUGCGCGGUUAUCACCCACGAGUUGGCAGCAUUGGCUACUGAUGGACGAUAUUUCAAUCAAGCUGCGAAACAGCUCGAUGGCAACUGGCUGCUGCUCAAGCAAGGUCUGCAAGAUGUUCCAACCUGGCAAGAGUGGUCGGCCGAGCAGUCUGAGGGAGGAAAGUUGGUUAGCGUUGACCCAACAGUUAUAUCGGCGCCUGAUGCACGAAAGCUGUCGGAAAAGAUCAAGAAGAAAGGCGGGCAAGAGCUGGUAGCUGUAGAAGACAAUUUGGUCGACAUAGUUUGGGGAAACGACCGACCAGCGAAACCCAGCGAGCCCAUCAAAAUACUUGCACCACAGUUUGCAGGAAAAGACUUGAAGAAAAAGCUCGAAGAUCUUCGCAAAGAGCUGGAUAAAAAGAAAAGCUCCGGUUUCAUAGUAUCGAUGCUGGAUGAAAUCGCUUGGCUAUUCAACAUGCGCGGGAAUGACAUCCCGUACAAUCCUGUGUUUUUCUCAUAUGCUGCCAUCACACCUACAACAGCGACCCUUUAUGUCAACUCCGCAAAGUUGAGUAGCGAGUGCAAGACUUACCUCACCGACAAUGGAGUUUCUAUGCGACCAUAUCAUAAGAUUUUCGAGGACAGCGAAGUACUUUGCAAGUCGCUAGAUACCCCGGACAACGAGCCCGAAGCUAAGAUCAAGAAGUUUCUUGUGUCAACAAAAACGUCCUGGGCAUUGAAACGAGCGCUAGGGGGCGAAACCAAAGUCGAAGAAGUCCGAAGCCCAAUCGGCGAUGCCAAAGCCGUGAAAAACGACACCGAACUAGAGGGAAUGAGAGCUUGUCAUGUCAGAGAUGGAGCAGCUUUGACUGAGUAUUUUGCCUGGUUAGAGGACCAACUCAUUGUUCAGAACGUACAGCUAGACGAGGUCACGGCGGCAGAUAAACUAGAAGCAAUUCGUUCGAAACAGAAGCACUUUGUGGGUUUGUCCUUCGACACAAUUUCGUCUACCGGUGCCAAUGCAGCAGUCAUUCAUUACAAGCCAGAGCGCGGGAACUGCUCUAUAAUUGACCCGAAAGCUAUCUACUUGUGUGAUUCCGGGGCUCAAUAUCUCGAUGGCACAACCGAUACAACAAGAACGCUUCACUUUGGAGAGCCAUCGGCGUUUGAGAAGAAGGCUUACACGUUGGUGCUCAAGGGUAACAUUGCUCUUGAUGUCGCCGUUUUCCCAAAGGGAACCAGCGGGUUUGCUUUAGAUACCCUUGCAAGACAAUUUCUAUGGGAAGAAGGCUUGGAUUACCGACACGGAACUGGACACGGUGUAGGCUCCUAUCUCAACGUCCAUGAAGGUCCGAUCGGAAUCGGAACCAGGAUACAAUAUUCCGAGGUACCUCUGUCGCCUGGCAAUGUGAUCUCUAACGAGCCUGGGUAUUACGAGGAUGGGAAUUUUGGUAUUCGAAUUGAGAACAUCAUCAUGGUGAAGGAGGUCGAAACGAACCAGAAAUUCGGAGACAAACCAUACCUAGGAUUCGAGCACGUUACCAUGACUCCAUACUGCAGGAAGCUCAUUGACGAAAGUCUCCUCACAAGGAAAGAGAAACACUGGUUGAACGAAUAUCACGCUGACAUCCACGCAAAGACCAAGGACUAUUUUGAGCCAGGCUCGCUAGCUAUAAAGUGGCUUGAGCGUGAAACAGAGCCACUGUAG